Molecule: messenger RNA, 1474 nt
Organism: Cherax quadricarinatus
Lineage: Eukaryota; Metazoa; Arthropoda; Malacostraca; Decapoda; Parastacidae
Source: RefSeq, a predicted model, not a curated record
CUCACACUACCACGCUCACUCAACCCGUGUUGCAACACAUCCUCAUGCAAUGCACCCUCUCAUUACCUACCCUCACACUACACAUUCUCACAUCACACACCUCUCACACCAAACACCCUCCCAUCACACACACACAUUACUCGCCUUUACACUAAAUACCCUCAUUCCACACACACUCUCUCACCACACACCUGUCAUACCAAACAUCCUCUCACCACACACCCUGAUAUCACACAACAUCUCUCCACACACUCUCACACGACCCAUUCUCAAAACACACACACUCACACCACACAUCCCACACCCACACCAAACACUCACCCUCACGCCACACACCUCCCAUCCCACACCACAUACCCUAAAACACACUUCCUACCUACAUCUUAUCCUCACAAAUACGUAUUAUGUAAAUGAACCAGCGGUGUUGCGCAGUUAUGUUCUUCCUUAUCUGAGUUUACACCCACCAACCCACAGCCUCCCAGUGUUUGCUUACUCAGGCUUUCAGUUUACCCUUGUACCAGACCAGUAUCAGUCCUUCUUGCUGCCACAACUUGAUCACUACCUGCUGCCACAACUUGAUCACUACCUGUUGCCACAACUUGAUCACUACCUGCUGCCACAACUUGAUCACUACCUCCUGUCACAACUUAAUCACUACCUGCUGCCACAACUUGAUCACUACCUGCUGUCACAACUUGAUCACUACCUGCUGUCACAACUUGAUCACUACCUGCUGUCACAACUUGAUCACUACCUGCUGUCACAACUUGAUCACUACCUGCUGUCACAACUUGAUCACUACCUGCUGUCACAACUUGAUCACUACCUGCUGUCACAACUUGAUCACUACCUGCUGCCACAACUUGAUCACUACCUGCUGUCACAACUUGAUCACUACCUGCUGUCACUACUUGAUCACUACCUGCUGUCACAACUUGAUCACUACCUGCUGUCAUAACUUGAUCACUACCUGCUGUCACAACGUGAUCACUACCUGCUGUCACAGCUUGAUCACUACCUCCUGUUACAGCUUGAUCACUACCUGCUGUCACAGCUUGAUCACUACCUCCUGUUACAGCUUGAUCACUGCCUCCUGUUACAGCGUCCUCACAGCUAUUUACUACACGACAGUGGUUGGAAUCAGAAGUAAAGAUGAGUGAGGUCCAGGAGCUGGAGUAUGUGAUGCUGACGUUGGAAGACCAUGACGAUGUUGUUCACUUUCUGGUCAACUAUUUUUAUCCUCGAAAUAACGUGAUGGGAGAGAGAGGCAGUACAAAGGAUUCAGGUGACUGGGGCUCUCUGAUGGAGUGUUGCGGCGGGCCUGCUUCUUUGGAGGUCAUCGGGUGUGAUUAUCAGCCCUGCGCCCGCUCUCCGGCUACAUCGGGGGCAUCUGUGUGAAAAAGGAUAAUAACCUAAUUUUUCAAAGGGUGAAAACAAAAAAGUCUCUCUUAGCAAAUAUAUUUAUUAGUUAACA